AAAAAUUAUUGAAACAGAGACGCCGCAAAGGGAUUGAGGUGUGUGCAUCCAGGAUAUCGUGCUCUUACCUGGAAGCAUAAUGCCAAGUAGUACAGCGAGACAUCUGUCGCACUGCUGUCUCCUGGCAACAGUGAUUCUGCUGUUCGAAUAUGUAUCCGGAGCUCUGUUCAAUCCAGAAAGACCAGAAAGAGAUCCUUGGACAGACUACGGCCUCUUCGGGGCAACUCUCCUGUACUUACUCCGAGCCCUGACAUUCCUCUCCUUCCCCCAGGUGAUCUUUAAUUUUGUAGGUCUCACAAUCUACAACGCAUUCCCAGACAAAGUCGUUCUCAAGGGCUCGCCCCUCCUCGCCCCCUUCAUCUGCAUUCGCGUGGUAACACGUGGUGAUUACCCACAAUUAGUGAAGACAAACGUCAGGAGAAAUCUCAACAAAUGCACAGAGGCAGGACUGGAGAAUUUUCAGAUCGAAGUUGUGAGUGAUAAACCGAUUGGUUUGACUCCACAUCGAAGGAUACGAGAGGUUGUCGUUCCCACGACUUACAGAACAAGUACUGGAGCACUUUUUAAGGCUCGGGCGCUGCAAUACUGUCUGGAAAAUAGUGUCAAUGAACUAGCUGAUCAUGACUGGAUCGUACACCUGGACGAGGAGACAUUAUUGACUGAGAAUUCAGUCCGGGGAAUUCUCAAUUUCGUUCUCGAUGGGAAGCACCAGUUUGGACAGGGUCUCAUCACGUAUGCCAACGAAGAUGUUGUCAACUGGAUCACAACUCUCGCCGACAGCUUCAGAGUGGCUGACGACAUGGGAAAACUUCGAUUGCAGUUCACAAUGUUCCAUAAACCGCUGUUCAGCAUGAAAGGAUCAUUCGUUGUUACUCAGAUGGCAGCGGAGCGUCAGGUGUCAUUCGACAACGGUCUCGACGGUUCGAUCGCUGAGGAUUGUUUCUUCGCUAUGAAGGCCUUCAGCAUGGGCUACACCUUCAACUUCAUCGAAGGCGAGAUGUGGGAGAAGAGUCCCUUCACUCUCUGGGAUUUUGUCCAGCAGCGAAAACGUUGGCUCCAGGGCAUUCUCCUGGUGAUCCACUCCAAAGUAAUUCCUCGAAAGAAGAAGCUACUUCUUGGCAUCUCUUGCUACUCCUGGGUGACCAUGCCCCUGUCCACUUCCAAUAUCAUCCUCGCUGGACUCUGUCCCAUAUCAUGUCCCCAAUUUCUCGAUGUCAUAUGUGCUUUCAUCGGUGCAGUCUCUAUCUACAUGUACAUAUUCGGUGUCAUAAAAUCAUUCUCUCUUUACCGUUUUGGGAUAUCGCGGUAUAUUCUAUGCAUUGCUGGAGCACUCGCCACCAUUCCAUUGAAUUUAGUCAUCGAAAAUAUCGCUGUCAUCUGGGGAAUAUUUGGGAAAAAACAUAAAUUUUAUAUUGUCAGCAAAGAGUUCAAACCACCUGUCACCGUUUAAUUUCUUUUUAGUUGCAAUAUUAUUACAGUACCUGUUGUUAUUGUCAAUUGAAAACAAGUGGUGGUACCAUCGUUAAGUCGUUAAAUCAUGUACAUCUUGUGGUUUGACUUCUUCAAUUAUCAUUUUUGUGGAACAUUCUGUACAAAUUUUUCAAGCUUUAUCGAAAAUCCCACGUGAGUAACCAAAAUCAUCAUAACUGAUUUUUUUUUUUUGAUCAGAUGAUUUCCGGGGUUUUUAGAACCACCGGAUAUAUUCUGUUGAUUAUAUCGGAUAUAUUAUAUUGAUUAUAUUUUUAAGGAGAGAUUCCUAUCGUUUGGAAUAUUAUAAUCGCUUCUCCGGUGAAGAAAUUGUGAAUGAAAAAUAACGAAUUUUUGAGUGAUGAUGAAUGACUGAAAUCAAUGAGUGGAACUUGAGACAUAUCAUAGAAGUGAUUCUAGAGUGCAUAACGAAAAUUUCCAUCAUUGAGUGAGUUGACAAAAGAAAAGAUGAAAGAAAUGGAAAAUUCAUCGAAGAAUUUUUUUGUUGAGAAUUUUAUUCUCUACUGAAAAAAUAAUCAAUAUUGUUUGUUUGUGUCUUUCACGAUUUCGGUAUUUAGCCUCGAUCCGGUCUCUCCUUGAUAUUAUUUCUUAAUUACAAAUACGUGCACCUUUCUUUUAACUUUAACAAGGUGUCUAGUCACACGAACGUAAUUUAUAACCAGACGAAUUUGAAAAAACUCAUGGUCUUUCAUUUUCUGUAGUGACUGUCUUGAUUUCACGACUGCCCAAUGUUAUGAUUUCUGACUUUAAAGUUUUGCUUAUUGUGCAUGCUGACUUCCAAUUAUGUAAUAUUAAUAUUUGAUUACGUAGGCAAUAUUGAAAAUUAUGGAGAUUAAUGGAAAAAUUCGGUGCAGAUGAAUUUUUUUAUAUCUCAUCAAAACUGACGUUUGAUUAUUGAAAAAUCGCAGAUAGCAAUAAUUUGAAAUUCGAUAUCUUAGGGGAAGAGAAACUAUCGAAAUGAAUAAUUUUUAUUCUAAAAUUAUUCCUCGCAAAUUAAUGUUUCUCCUUUGACUCAUUCAUCACGAGAUUUUUCUUAUCAGAAUCAAAUAUUGAGAUCUGUCAAAAAUACUAGUUUAAAUUUGUUGCACAAAAUGAAAAAUCUUUUUACACGCAUAAUUAAAAAAUGUAUAAAUCAUAAAAAUGCAAUGCAUUUUUUCAAUUUUGUGAGGCGUAUGACGAGAGGCUUUUGCAAUUUUUUAUAAUACUUAUGAAUCUCUGAGUUUAUGCUCGGAGAUAUUUUUUACAGCGAAGAAAUAGAUUGCGUCGUUAGAUGCAGUCCAAUGAGAAUUUCGAUGUACGAGAAUUUUUUUUAUUCCUUCAAUUAUUGCAGAGAUUGCAGCCUCAAUACCGUAAAUUCGUUUGAUUUUUGUUUGGCAGUUAUAGGCCUAAUUUUCUAGGCUCUUAAGAUAACUUUAGUGCCAGGCAAUCAGUUUUUUAAGAAUGUUGAUAAAUUUUUAUUGACGUGAUGUUAAUUCCUGAGGAUAUAAAAACUAUCACGAAUUGUCUUUAAUUAUUAUUGAACCAAAUUGAUAAAUAAAAAAUCGUUCCUCACCAUAUAAUUCAAUUUUUACACCUUA
Fopius arisanus is the source of this 3065-nucleotide messenger RNA. RefSeq names its product beta-1,4-mannosyltransferase egh (gene egh). The coding region runs from base 80 to 1450 and encodes 456 amino acids. Gene Ontology annotation, molecular function: beta-1,4-mannosyltransferase activity. Lineage: Eukaryota; Metazoa; Arthropoda; Insecta; Hymenoptera; Braconidae. The transcript has 3 exons. The record is from RefSeq and is a predicted model, not a curated record. Gene Ontology annotation, cellular component: cytoplasm.